This is a messenger RNA of Oryza brachyantha (malo sina), 1015 nucleotides long. RefSeq names its product GRF1-interacting factor 2-like. Gene Ontology annotation, molecular function: transcription coactivator activity. Gene Ontology annotation, cellular component: nucleus. The transcript is spliced from 4 exons. Gene Ontology annotation, biological process: leaf development; cell population proliferation; positive regulation of transcription by RNA polymerase II. The record is from RefSeq and is a predicted model, not a curated record. NCBI's taxonomy places the organism in Eukaryota, Viridiplantae, Streptophyta, Magnoliopsida, Poales, Poaceae. Bases 118 to 735 code for a protein of 205 amino acids.
UUGCUAAACAACUGAAGAAACCUCGAAAAGCAAAAGCAUCCUACCAAAUCCAGCGACCAAGAAGGAGGAGGAGGAGGAGGAGGAGGCGAGAGGAGAAGCGCGAGCCCAGCCGCGGCGAUGCAGCAGCAGAUGGCCCUGCCGGCGGGGGCGGCCGCCGCCGCGGUGCCCCCGGCGGCCGGCAUCACUACCGAGCAGAUCCAAAAGUAUUUGGAUGAAAAUAAACAGCUAAUUUUGGCUAUCCUGGAAAAUCAGAACCUAGGGAAGUUGGCUGAAUGUGCUCAGUACCAAGCUCAGCUUCAAAAGAAUCUAUUAUAUCUGGCUGCCAUUGCAGAUGCCCAACCACCUCAGAAUCCUGGAAGUCGUCCUCAGAUGAUGCAGCCAGGUGCCUCACCAGGUGCUGGGCAUUACAUGUCCCAAGUACCAAUGUUCCCUCCAAGAACCCCCCUAACCCCACAACAGAUGCAAGAGCAGCAACAGCAGCAACUUCAGCAGCAGCAAGCCCAGGCUCUUGCCUUCCCUGGUCAGAUGCUAAUGAGACCAGGUACUGUCAAUGGCAUGCAAUCUAUCCAAGCCGCUGACCCUGCUCGCGCAGCUGAUCUUCAGCCAGCCGCACCGGGCUCGGUAGAUGGUCGAGGAAACAAACAGGAUGCAGCCUCGGAGCCUUCUGGCACUGAGAGCCACAAGAGCGCAGGCGCGGAUAAUGAAGCGGGUGGUGAUGUAGCAGAGAAGUCCUGAGCUAGGGAAGUGUUAGGAUGAAUAAUUCCAUGUAUACUAGCAAUGAAAAAGAAAGAAAAAGCCCCUGCUCGUGGAUCACAAGUAGUCCUUACAAGUGACCAGUGUUUUAGAAAGCUCGUCCUAUCGGUGUUGUAGAACAAACUUUAGAUUGAUGAUGAUGUAACCUAUCAGAGAUUUUUAUCUCAUCCUACAUUGUUGUAGCUAUUAUGGAAUAAUUUACCAGCCUGAGAGAGUUUUACGUCUGUUUGCCUGCUAAUAUAAUGGUUAGUGUGACGAACUU